AUGUUGACAACUUUGGAUCAACCUGAGAUGAUUGAAGUUACCAACAGAUGUGGGCGAAAGCGCAAAAAACCUAAAGAAAUAGCUCGGUACAACAGCUUCAUGUCAGGCAUUGAUCGUGCUGAUCAAAUGAUCAGUUACUAUUCUUGUCCUCGGAAGACGAUAAGAUGGUACAAAAAAGUUAUUUUUCACAUGUUGGAUGUCGCUGCCUGGAACGCAUUCUUCUUAUUCAAAAAGUAUGUUAUAAAGAAUAAUGUCAAGAAAUACGGAUAUGUUGAAUACAGAGAUAAUUUGAUAAGAAGUUUUACGAAACUUGGUGAUGUGGUUGGGAAAGACCUUGUCUCAGUUGACGCAUGA
Molecule: messenger RNA, 354 nt
Organism: Parnassius apollo (apollo)
Lineage: Eukaryota; Metazoa; Arthropoda; Insecta; Lepidoptera; Papilionidae
Source: the annotation of a GenBank genome assembly